Aspergillus glaucus CBS 516.65 is the source of this 1831-nucleotide messenger RNA. RefSeq names its product LLM class flavin-dependent oxidoreductase. The transcript is spliced from 6 exons. Bases 178 to 1623 code for a protein of 481 amino acids. Gene Ontology annotation, molecular function: monooxygenase activity; oxidoreductase activity, acting on paired donors, with incorporation or reduction of molecular oxygen. Lineage: Eukaryota; Fungi; Ascomycota; Eurotiomycetes; Eurotiales; Aspergillaceae. The record is from RefSeq and is a predicted model, not a curated record.
GGCCGAGACAACCUACUCAGAGUACAUAACAAGAGUCUACCUUCCGGGGAGUUUCUUCCCAAUCCGCGUGCUAAUUGAACAUCCUUUGGGCCGGCCAUACUAUAUAACAACCGCCGUCUGCGCCCUUCCAUCGUCUAUCACGCAAUUCCCUUUCACAAUUCUCAAUCACAGUAAAUCAUGACUGCCAACGAGACUCCCGCCAAUGGGCGUAAGUCGCUCAUCCUCAAUGCCUUUGUGGAAAUGUGCAGUGGCCACCAGUCCCCUGGGCUCUGGCAACAUCCCGAGGAUGAGUCGUGGCGGUUUAAUGAUGUCGAUCAUUGGGUUGAACUAGCCAAACUGCUUGAAUCGGCCAAGUUUCAUGGUAUUUUCAUUGCUGAUGUCCUAGGCGGCUACGAUGUCUACAAGGGCCCUAGGAACCUUGAGCCCGCUAUUGUCUCUGGCGCUCAAUGGCCUGUCAAUGAGCCAUUGGCUGUCGUCCCGGCCAUGGCUGCUGCCACUCAGAACAUUGGCUUCGGUGUCACUGUCACAACAACAUAUGAACCCCCAUACCACCUUGCUCGUCGGCUAUCGACAGUCGACCACCUCACCAAGGGCCGUGUCGGAUGGAAUGUCGUCACCGGCUACCUCGACUCUGCAGCCCGCAACAUGGGCUACGCCCAUCAACCCAACCACGACGACCGCUACGCCGUCGCCGAAGAAUACAUCAAAGUAGCCUACAAGCUCUGGGAAUCUUCCUGGCGCUCCGACGCCGUCGUCCUCGACCGCCAGCGCGGCGUCUACGCCGAACCCUCCCGCAUCCGCCAAAUCAACCACCAAGGCAAAUACUUCGAAGUCCCCGGCCCGCACCUCUGCCAGCCCUCUCCCCAGCGCACACCCCUAAUCCUGCAAGCUGGUACAUCGAAGGCGGGCAAGACGUUCGCUGCGCAGCAUGCUGAAGCCAUCUUUGUUGGCGGACAUAGCCCGUCUGUUGUGAAGAAGAAUAUUGCAGAGAUUCGGGAGAUGGCGAAGACGCAAUUUGGAAGGGAUCCACAGACUAUUAAGUUUUUGGCGCUGCUGUGUCCGAUUCUUGGGAAGACGGAGGAGGAGGCGAAGGAGAAGUUUGCGUAUUUUAGGAGUUUGGGGUCGAUUGAUGGUGCCUUGGCGCUGUUUGGUGGGUGGACUGGGAUUGAUCUCGACACAUAUGGUGAGGAUCAGGAGUUGAGGGCGGUCGAGAGUAAUGCUAUCCGAUCCGCCGUCGAAGGCUGGUCCAAGGCCACCCCCGAAGUCCCGAGAUGGACAAAGAAGACAGUCGGCGAGCACAUCACCGUCGGCGGUCUCGGCGCAACAGCCGUCGGCACACCACAGCAAGUCGCAGACCAAAUGGAGAAAUGGGUUGACGAGGCCGACGUUGACGGUUUCAACAUUGCAUACGCCGUCAAACCCGGCACAUUCAAGGACGUCAUCGACCUGCUCAUUCCCGAACUGCGCCGGAGAGGACUCUUCCACGAGGACUAUGCCGUGCCUAAGGGGACAUAUCGGGAGAACGUGUAUAGCAAGAAAGGACAGUCCGGGCCGCCGGCUGAUCACCCUGCUUCGAAGUAUCGGUGGGAUGCGGGUGUUGAGGAGCAUAAGAUUCCUGAAUAAGUAUAUCAAGGGUUGUAAUGUGUGAUGACUGUAUUAUAUGGUUAUGGUUAUGAUGCCAAAGUCAUGAACUGAAAUGAAGGACAAAUAUAUAUCAUGAAUAUGAACAAUAAAUGAAAUUCUAUACAAACCCAUACCACUUUUCAAAUACAUAACGCCAUAUCCUUUUUCAAAGCAACAUAAACAAACAACCGCUCAUCAAUCAAAGCCC